Messenger RNA from Prorocentrum cordatum, 321 nucleotides. Lineage: Eukaryota; Dinophyceae; Prorocentrales; Prorocentraceae. The record is from the annotation of a GenBank genome assembly.
AUGGAAUACUAUUGGAAGUUCGCGGUCACGAAGCGGCCCUGUUGGAGCCACGAGGCCCACAAGUCGAUGGAUGUCGCGCUGAAAGCGGCUGACUUGCAACAGUUUUGGCUCGUCAACCUCAUCCGGCUGGACGUGAGGCAGGGGCCGCAUGACGACGAUGCGCGGUUGCACCAGGUUCGCGAGCACAUGGCACAUUACUUGAAGCGGACGCAGCACAAUAUGGCGCCCUUGUUCUCGGACCUCUGCGUCGAGAUUGCGGGCGGCUUCGAGCGCAAGGGCAUGGUCUUCGACCCCGCCGAGCCCUUGGACCAGCAGGUGUGA